UGGAGGGAACCUCUUGUCUGCCUUUCUUCCUAUUCGUUGGACGUGGACAGUACGCUCUUUACAGCCAAUCAAAAACUCCAGGUGCACCUUGGCUUUAUCAGGAGGGUUCUUUGUGAAGUUUGCACAUGGAAUCAUCGGUCUCUGUUGGCCUAACGUUAGCUAACACGGAACAGAUGACCAGCGCUCAGAAUAUCACAACCCAGGCACAGCCCAUGCAGAUCCAAGUAGCUCAAACCAGUCAACAACAGCAAACGCAAGUCGUUCAGGUCGGGGGAAGCGGUCAGAUCAUGGCCUCAGGCCAGCCAAUCACCAUCCAGCUAGCCGGCAAUCAAGGGGGCACCGUCCAGCUGCAGCAGGUGGGCCAGAUGUUGCAGGUCACCGGCCAAAAUGGACAAGUACAGCAGAUACAAUUGGUGCAGCAACCGCAACAGGUCCAACUACAGCAACCGCAACAGCAAGCAACGGCAACCACCCAACAGCAACCCCAACAACAACAGCAGCAGCAAGCACAGCAGAUCACAGUACAGCAACAGCCCCAGUCGCAGCCAAUCAUCUUGCAGUCGGGUCAGCAGCAGGUCGCAGGUCAAGGCGGAGGUCAACUUCAGCUGCAGCAGUUUGUUACCCCCGACGGUCAGACCAUCCUAUACCAGCCCGUCACCAACGCCGACACCAGUACCGGUACCUCGGUGGGUCUCCCACAGACCAACCAGGCCACAACUCAGAACGCCAACUCGCUCAUGGCCACCAUGCCGGUCAACUCAGAUGGCGGAAUAGUCAUGAUGGUUCCCGGGUCUGGCGGGGUACCAACCAUGCAGAGAAUACCCCUUCCAGGGGCGGAGCUUCUGGAGGAGGAACCGUUGUACGUCAACGCCAAGCAGUACCACCGGAUACUGAAGCGCCGACAAGCUAGGGCUAAGCUGGAGGCGGAAGGUCGCAUCCCGAAGGAAAGAAGGAAAUACCUGCACGAGUCGCGACACGCCCACGCCAUGAACCGAGUCAGGGGCGACGGAGGGCGCUUUAACCACGGCCGUUCGGACAACGAGACCUCCUUUGAGGAAUCGCCCACAAUGGUCCCCAGGUCCAAGUUCCCGCAGGGGGAAAAUGCAUCGCAGCAGCAACAGUUUUCAGUCACCAACCAAGCCGGUAAUUCAGACUCCGACAGCUCGCUGAACAUCAACCUCGACAUGCUGAGUGGUUCCCCGCAAAUCGUCGCCAACAACCAAUCGCUGCUGGAGCCGACGCCCAACGUCACGACCAACGGGACAACAAACACUGUCUAGUCUUUGCUACUUGUAAAUAUUUAUGUAAAUAAGUAGCCGUGAGCGAGUUCAUAUAUUUGUCUAUCUUUGCUCGAACCCACGCGAGUCAACUUUAAUUGGGUUAGUUCUGCUGGCCUGGGCGAGAAGUUGAUUUUUCUACUCGAGUACUCGCAAAGAAAUUACUUGCGAGUAGUCGAGUACUCGCAAGUAGAUAACCAAAUUCCCAUAAAAGCAGAAAUAUGACAUACAUGUUAGUAUGAAGGGAAGUACCCACAAGCAAAUAGCAUGCAAGUCACACUACAUUCUUCAGCACUGAGUUAUCCUUACUGUGCCAUGUUUUGGGUCAUUUACUUGGACUUUGGGGUUUUUUUGACAAAUGGAAUCCUAGGGAGAGAGAGGUGGAGGGAGUGAUUCCCUGUUUGCCCGGGACAGAUUAAGCCGUGAACCCU
Molecule: messenger RNA, 1708 nt
Organism: Patiria miniata (bat star)
Lineage: Eukaryota; Metazoa; Echinodermata; Asteroidea; Valvatida; Asterinidae
Gene: nfya
Product: nuclear transcription factor Y subunit alpha-like
Exons: 8
Coding region: 126-1280 (384 amino acids)
Biological process (GO): regulation of transcription by RNA polymerase II
Cellular component (GO): CCAAT-binding factor complex
Molecular function (GO): RNA polymerase II cis-regulatory region sequence-specific DNA binding; DNA-binding transcription factor activity, RNA polymerase II-specific
Source: RefSeq, a predicted model, not a curated record